GUCGUGCGAGAAAAUAUUCUGGUUAGACUUCUAAUCACCCUUGUCGGUUAAGGCAGUAUGCUCCUCCCUUUCGCAUCACCGCGGCCUGAAGAGAGGCGCACUACUUGCCGCGACCUCAGCCUCGAGUGGCAAACCCAUAAAGAUAAUCAGAGGUAUUUGAAUCCUGAAACCGGGAUAUGCACCAGGCUCCGAAUUCAGGCUAUGCACCCCGUUCCAAACACGAAUCAGGUCAAAAUUUCCGAUAGCGUUCGGCGGGUACCCAAACUCACCGUCUCUCUGUUCCGUGGCCCACCUUCUACCAUUGCACAAAUCCUUCUCUGGCCUCUGAAAUUCAUCCUGUGUUCCAUCUAUCUACUCUUUUGGCCACUCGAUGGUCUGCCAGGCGGUGGGAGUUACACGGAUGCGUACCCUGAAUACCUCAUGAGCUACUGGGGACAAAUGUGGGCUGCCCGCUCGCGUAGGGAAUAUUCUAUCUUCGACAGGAUGGUCGAAAAGAGUCCGAUGCCCACCCCUGCCAAUUUUUCCGCCACUGUGAAAAGUAUCACCCACGCUCUCCGCCCUCGUCGACUCGCCAUAUACGGCGAGAAUGGAUGGUACCUUUGCGAAAACCCGGAUAUUAUUAUCAACUACCGCUUCGUCGCCAUCUCAUAUCGACAGAGUGAUGUCUUUCAGCGAGGCUCUGAUGAUGAAGGAAAGAAGAGGGAAGAGGAGCAGAAGAAGCAGUUCAUCGAGUCGGUCCGUUCCACGACGUUGCAGUGUGGAUUGCAGGCGUAUUGGCUGGAUCUCGAAUGCUUGGGCGAGACCACAGAAGACAAGAACGUUGACCUCUAUCGGAUGUCAGAUAUUUAUCGCGGAGCGGUCUUCACUCUUAUUACCCUUCGCAAGUCGGACGAUCAGCACAGCAUUGAAAGUUGGAGGAGCUGGGGCGGUCGUGUGUGGACCUUCCCAGAAGCGUUGCUGAGCGGGGAACUUCGUUACCGGAUUGGGUUGGACGGACCUGUUACACCCAUUACUCUUCAUGAGCUCGCUAACAAGGCCUACGAGUACUACAGCGAGGAGACCGCGAUCAUCAAUGCUUAUGGUGGAAAGGAUCGUCUAGACCGAUUGGAACAUCUUACUCGUCUUAAAGCUGCUAUUUGGCGUCGGGGCAGCGCCGCUCUACCCAAAGCACAGGACCCGGAAAAGCGGCCCCCUCAAAACGGGCCGCAGCUCCAGCACACGGGAUCACCGAACCUUUCUUAUCCUGCCGAGAGAGUUUACGCUUUGAUGGGCUUCUUCGAGCAUCGCAUCAUGCCAAGUAUCCUUGAAACGGAGCUACAGGCCCUAGCUCGGCUUUCGAUGGCCAAUGAUAGCGACCGUAUGGCAGAGCGGAUGGUUUCGAUGCUUCCGCAGAACAUCCAACCUCAAGCUUGUUGGUACGCCGACGACGAUCAGUAUGGGUCGGAACUUUGGGACAUCGAACCAGAGGUUAAUGUUGCCGGAGUAACUGAGAGUGGUGCUUUGGUUCUCGAUGGUUGUCGAGCAACAUGCAUCCGCUGGGAGGACUUUCCAGAGAUUUCGUUCCAGACGACGGAGUCGAUCAGGCGAACUAUUGCUGGCAGAAUACCGGUCACUCUUCCAGGCUGGGUGCUUUAUGCAGCAACGUGGAUGCCGAUCCCUGCAACUGUAUCAGUUGGUACCGUCUUCUUUGCAUGUGCAGCGUUCAUGCUGGUCUCUGGUCCUUUCCUGACCGCGUACUCCAUUUCUGGUCGCAUUCUCGCCACACAACCUUGGCUUAUCGGGGUCAAAGGCGUGAUGUCACCCGAAGAGGCCGCCAACCGUGUUUAUGGCGCGACGUUGUCUAAGCGCCAGCGCCUAUUCUUUACCCCCAGCGGUUCGCUGCUUGCUAAACCAGCAGAAGAUGACGUCCGAGAAGGGCUUGAAAGUCAAUACAACGAAGCGUUAGUGCAGACCAGGGACGACAUUUACACACUGAUCGACACGUUCUCGGGGACACUCUAUUAUUUCACUGCGAAACGUCCCCCCACGGUAUGCCUUUUCACUGGACGCGAGGGCGGACUGGGUCGGUUUGUGCUCUGCUCGGAGAAUUGCGUUGCCAACGAGCUUCACAAAGAGACGGUACUGCGCAUGCCUUCCUACGUCCACCGAGCCAUGAUUCCCUGCGAUUGGGUUGCUAUAGGCAACGCGAGAAAAUGAAGGACUCAAACUAUUUCAUUCGCUUGUUUUGUUUGGAUAUUGUUGUCUUGUAGGACAUGCAUACCUUGUGACAGUCUACACUCCUUACUACUACCGAUAACUUAUUGAAGCUUGAUACCCGUAGUCUAGUAUGCAGAUAUAUACUUCAGUUUCGUACUGCGGGCGGGGGGAAACGAGAGAUAGCAGAUGUACAGUACAUUCAAACACUGAAUAGGGGCAAGACAUCAGUGUACCAAGAUAGUAAGCG
Molecule: messenger RNA, 2443 nt
Organism: Pisolithus orientalis
Lineage: Eukaryota; Fungi; Basidiomycota; Agaricomycetes; Boletales; Pisolithaceae
Exons: 2
Coding region: 58-2196 (712 amino acids)
Source: RefSeq, a predicted model, not a curated record